Chenopodium quinoa (quinoa) is the source of this 3061-nucleotide messenger RNA. RefSeq lists its product as uncharacterized. NCBI's taxonomy places the organism in Eukaryota, Viridiplantae, Streptophyta, Magnoliopsida, Caryophyllales, Amaranthaceae. Gene Ontology annotation, biological process: positive regulation of growth. Bases 362 to 2110 code for a protein of 582 amino acids. The record is from RefSeq and is a predicted model, not a curated record. The transcript has a single exon.
AGUGGGAGUUGGAAUUUGCUGCCUACUAAACCAAACAGAAGAUAAUUGGUUUUCAUUUAAGAUCCAAAUACAAAAGCUAACCCCCUCUAAUCACAAAAUUAAUUCAACCCUAUUUCUCUGUCUUUUGAAUUUCAGAAAAAACAAGUAACAACAAUCAAUGCCUCUUUCCCUCCAUUGCUAAAACCUUCUCUCUCCUCCUUCAAUUCAUUAUACCUCUCCUCUGUCUCUGAAACAAUUUAAUUAACUUACCCCCCUCUGCUAAAAUGCGCCCUUGAUCCCAAUUUUCUUUUCUUUGAAAGUUGAGAUCUUUCAAUUGAAGAAGAAGGAGAAGAACAAGAACAAGAAGAACCCCAGUAAAGCAAUGGUUGCAGAGCCUUGGUUACUGAGAAUGGGGAAUCAGGUAAGUAGCAAUCUGAAAAACUCCCUUCUUUUACACCCAACAAGCACAAGUAAUAGUAGUAGUAGAAAGAAGAAAAGUAGCAGUAGUAGUAGUUGCUCUAAUAUUGGUAUCUUGUCAUUUGAGGUUGCUAAUGUUAUGUCAAAAUUGGUCCAUCUUCAUAACUCAGUCUCUGAUGAAGAGAUCUCGAAACUGAAGCAUGAAUUGAUUAAAUCAGAGGGUGUUAAGAAAUUGGUUUCUUGUGAUGAUUCUUACCUUUCAGAGCUUGCUUAUUCUGAGAGGGUAGAUGAUUUGAAUAGGGUUGCUGAGGUUGUCUCUAGGUUGGGGAAAAGAUGUACUGAGCCAGCCUUGCUUGGUUUUGAGCAUGUUUAUGGGGAUAUUAUUAGUGGUAGGAUUAAUGUCAAAGAUUUGGGGUUUUUGGUUAAGGAUAUGGAUAGUAUGAUUAGGAAGAUGGAGAGGUAUGUGGGUGCUACUGCUAAUUUGUAUGGUGAAUUGGAGGUUUUGAAUGAAUUGGAGCUUGCUACCAACAAGUUCCAUUUGAAUCAUAAUCUUGAUAGUCGUAGGGCUUUUGACCAGAAAUUGUCUUGGCAAAGGCAGGAUGUUAAGCAUUUGAAGGAUAUUUCUCUUUGGAAUCAGACUUAUGAUAAGGUUGUUGAGCUUUUGGCCAGGACUGUUUGCACCCUUUAUGCUAGAAUUUGCGUUGCCUUUGCUAAUGUCGAUGUGCUUCGAGGAGUGCCUCCUCAGCCUGUUGUCAAGAGCAUUGGUAAGCUUGAGAGUCGCCGCAGUCUUAGGCUUAUGAACCGGAAUAAUUCUUUGCAUAGUCAAACUUGUGAAAAGAAGCCUCCUAGUUUCAAGACUCAAUCUAGCCUGAAAAGAAGUGAAUUAGACCUGCUUCAUCGUCAGGAUUUAGUUUAUCCUUGUGCUCCUAGCCCGGGGAGGAUCUUCAUGGAGUGCCUUAGUCUCAGCAGUUCAGCUUCAAGAGUUGAUGAUGAUGAAGAUGACUUUUCUUGCAGUGACCAAAAUUCCUUUGUCUCAGAAUUCAAAGUUGUGGAUGGCAUGAAGGAGGAGCAUCCAGACUGCUUAAAUCGCGCCCAAGCUGGAUUUCGUUAUAAUGGGGAACAUGGGCAGCUUCUAGAUUCAGUGAAUGCCUCACGUUUUGGCCCCAAAAGUAGGCUGGCUACUCAUGCUACGCCGUCCACUGUUGGAGGUUCUGCUCUUGCUCUGCACUAUGCUAAUGUCAUUAUAGUUAUAGAGAAACUUCUUCGUUACCCACAUUUAGUGGGAGAGGAAGCCAGGGAUGAUUUGUAUCAAAUGUUGCCAGCUAGCUUAAGAAAGUCUUUGAGGAUGAAUCUCAAGUCACACUUCAAGAACUUUGCAAUAUUUGAUGGUGCGCUGGCUCAUGAUUGGAAGGAAAGCCUUGAUCAGAUCUUGAAAUGGCUAGCUCCUUUGGCGCAUAAUAUGAUCAGGUGGCAAAGUGAGCGCAAUUUUGAGCAACAACAGAUUGUUUCAAGAACAAACGUUCUUCUACUUCAAACCCUCUAUUUUGCGGACAGGGAGAAGACAGAAGCAGCAAUUUGUGAUCUCCUUGUUGGUUUAAAUUAUAUAUGCCGUUAUGAACAUCAGCAAAAUGCUCUGCUGGAUUGUGCUAGCAGUUUUGACUUUGGUGAUUGGAUGGAAUGGCAACUGCAAUGCCAGGCUUCUUGCCUCGAUUGAUGGGUUAUAUGAAUGAAGUUAGGGUUUUUUCUUGGUUUAAUCAAAUACAAAGAUACAGAAGAUCACUUUGUUUUUGUUGCAAGGCAUCUAGGGUUUUGGCUUUGGCUUCUCAAGUACUAGUACAUACAACUAGUUUUCUCUCACUAGAGGGAGGAAGUAAUUUUUUCUUCUGCACAUUACGUAUGUACUUUUGUACAUAGUAAUGAUAAUUUCUUACAUUUUUAUCCUAGAUUUCUCUCAACUAUCCCAAUCGAAGCUUACAUAUUUGGAAUUAAAUGUACAUGGAUCUUUCUAGCUUCUCCCUUAGUAAGGUUAUAAAUUUGCAUUCUGGCAUUUUUCGUGUAAAUAGACAGUUAGUCAAUGGUUGAAAGCAUUGUUUGUGUGAUAGUUGUAUCAUUAAUCUUCUGGUUUAAAUUAUGUAAUCUGUGAGCAUCUGCAACUUCUAUGGUCGAGAUAUGAUAGGAGUCACCGAUCCGAGUCAUAACCGCAUUUGAAUGAUGGAUGCGCGUUCUCCACCCCCUGUAUGAUACGGAUCCAGAUUUGGUGUAAGGUUUAAGUUCCCAAAAGGCAGACUCGAGGAAAAAGAAUAUGUUGUGAGGAAGCAACAAAUACAAGAGAGGUAUGAUAUUUCCCAUUCUUUAUGAAGUGCUUGUAUUUGGUGCGAAAACAUUCUUAUCGCUAGCAUCCUGACGUUUUGUCAUUUGUAACAUUGUUACAGUAAGUAAACCCCUUCUCUAGUGAUAUUAAACCUGCUCCAUAUGCAUUAACCGUGUCUUUUUGUGUAUUGUCACAAAAUCACAACACCUAGUGAUGGUGGUUGUGAAAAUAGUAAUACACUUGUGACAUGAAAGCAUGUUGCUUUUGUGUAUUGUAUUGUAAAGCUAAUGGAUCGGGAUAAAAUAGUCUAAAACCCACUGAUCCAUGGAUUUAUCUUAUCUGUCUUUGUUUUAA